UGUGAUGAUUUUAAAUCUUUUCUACUAGGUAUAUCCUUAUGCAUGAAGAUAAUAAAUUCGGUCGUUGUGGUCGGGCUCUAUUAUGGAUUUCUGACCACAUUCUCCAUAGGGCCCUCUUAUCUCUUCCUUCUCCGAGCUCGGGUUAUGGAAGAAGGAACCGAGAAGGAGGUAUCAGCAACAACUGGUUUUAUUGCGGGACAGCUCAUGAUGUUCAUAUCAAUCUAUUAUGCGCCUCUGCAUCUAACAUUGGGUAGACCUCAUACAAUAACUGUCCUCGUUCUACCGCACUUUAGGAACAAUCAUACAAACUUUUUUUAUUAUGAAACUACUACAAUAAAUUCAAUGCGUAAUCUCAUCAUUCAAUGUGUAUUCCCGAGUAAUCUAUUUUUUCAAUUAUUCAACCAUUUCCUUUUACCAAGUUCCACGUUAGCCAGAUUAGUCAACAUUUCUAUGUUUCGAUGCAACAACAAGAUUUUAUUUUUAGCGGAGCAAGUACAACUAUCUGCUCGACUCGAUUACUCUUCGAGCCACUUGUGUAAAGCAGAACGACUGGGGGAUGACAGAAGCAGAACUAAACGGCAGAUGCCAAUGCGGAUUGGCUUGCGAAACGGCAGAUGCGGACCCAAAUUGGCUAACGAAACAGUGGACACAGAACUGCAGACGUGGACUUGGAUUGGCUCCUGGAACGGUGGACGUGGAAUGGAGGACGUGAAGUUAACAAUGGACGAGAAAUUGAGCAGCUUGACAAGCUCGUUUUGGUGGCGAGUUACACUCAAGCUCUAG
Molecule: messenger RNA, 783 nt
Organism: Dendrobium catenatum
Lineage: Eukaryota; Viridiplantae; Streptophyta; Magnoliopsida; Asparagales; Orchidaceae
Cellular component (GO): membrane
Source: RefSeq, a predicted model, not a curated record